CUCAGCUUCGGCCUCUUCACUUCACUCCGAUCCGUGGGAAUUCCGUUUUAGUACCCGUAUCGUUACGUCCAUAUUAUCGCACCUUUUAUUUUGAUAACUGCUUCUGCAACGGAACUGCAAUAUUGCAGUAAACAAACCACUGACGACGUCUUAAAAAGAAUAAGCCUGUCCGUUUGCGUAAUCAAAAUGUUGAAGCUAACAUUCAUUUGCCUCUUCUUGGAAAUGUUGCCAAAAUCAUCAGCGGGCCAAUUUUACUUCCCCAAUGAGGCGGCCCAGGUGCCCAACUAUGGGCGCUGCAUAACGCCCAACCGAGAGCGGGCUCUGUGCAUCCACCUGGAGGACUGUAAGUACCUGUACGGUCUCCUGACCACCUCCCCGCUGCGGGACACGGACCGGCUCUACCUGAGCCGCAGCCAGUGCGGCUACACGAAUGGCAAAGUGCUGAUCUGCUGCCCAGAUCGAUACCGGGAGAGCUCCUCGGAGACUUCGACGUCGGCUAGACCCAACGUGACCAGUUCGAGCCUGCUGCCGCUGCCAGGACAAUGCGGCAACAUCCUGUCCAAUCGCAUAUAUGGCGGUAUGAAGACCAAGAUCGACGAAUUCCCCUGGAUGGCUCUAAUUGAAUACACCAAGGCCCAGGGAAAAAAGGGUCAUCACUGCGGCGGCUCAUUAAUUAGCACACGGUAUGUGGUGACAGCCUCCCACUGCGUCAAUGGAAAGGCGCUGCCCAGCGACUGGAGGCUGACUGGAGUCCGUUUGGGCGAGUGGGACACCGCCACCAAUCCAGACUGCGAGGUGGAUGUUCGCGGCAUGAAGGACUGUGCUCCAGCGCAUCUGGACGUGCCCGUGGAGCGCAGUGUGCCGCAUCCCGCCUAUAUACCGGCAUCCAAGAACCAGGUGAACGACAUCGCCCUGCUGCGUCUCGGUCAGCAAGUGGAGUACACCGAUUUUGUGCGUCCCAUUUGCCUACCCCUGGACGCAAAUCUGCGGGCGGCCACCUUCGACGGCAUCACCAUGGACGUGGCCGGAUGGGGCAAAACAGAGCAGCUAUCGGCGAGCAACCUUAAGCUCAAGGCGGCCGUGGAGGGAUUCCGAAUGGAUGAGUGCCAGAACGUCUACAGUAGUCAGGAGAUCCUGCUCGAGGAGACGCAGAUGUGUGCGGGCGGCAAGGAGGGUGUCGACUCCUGUCGCGGUGACUCCGGGGGCCCGCUCAUCGGCCUGGACACGAACAAAGUGAACACCUACUACUUUCUGGCGGGCGUGGUGUCCUUUGGCCCAACACCCUGUGGCUUGGCCGGAUGGCCAGGCGUCUACACUCUGGUGGGGAAGUAUGUUGACUGGAUCGAAAACACUAUUGAGGCCUGAGAGCUGUGGAAUAAAAACUUUUGCUCUUGUAAAAAAUUCGACUUAUGAAAUCUUUUUAAAAGUGAUUUGAAAUGUAAAAUAGCCUUUUCAAGAUAUUUAUUGAUAGAAAUGAUUUUGCUAUAAUGAAUAUAAUUUUUGCUUUAACUAUUAUUGCCAAUACUUAAAAUUUAAAAAUUCUUAUAAACAACAUACAAGUUACAACACUUAAUGUAAAUCCCCAAUCCCUUGUCCAGACUUUAAUUCGGCAAUUUUUUAGACAUAGUUGCACUUUAAGCAGUAACGUUAUAAUUUAAAAAGUAAAAAUGAAAUUUUUUUUGUUCUGUUUUUUUAAAUAAAUUUUAAAAAAGCUCUUAUUUUAAUUUAUAAAUUACAAAUAAAAGUUAUUUUAUGGUUUUUAUUCAAAGAAUUACUGUUAUUCUCUGAUUUUGUUUUAGAAGUCGAAUGUUAAUGAUUUUUAUUAUUAAAAAUAACUGAUUUUAA
This is a messenger RNA of Drosophila rhopaloa, 1845 nucleotides long. RefSeq names its product serine protease easter. The transcript has 3 exons. Gene Ontology annotation, biological process: proteolysis. Lineage: Eukaryota; Metazoa; Arthropoda; Insecta; Diptera; Drosophilidae. Gene Ontology annotation, molecular function: serine-type endopeptidase activity. The record is from RefSeq and is a predicted model, not a curated record. Bases 187 to 1365 code for a protein of 392 amino acids.